Messenger RNA from Drosophila subpulchrella, 984 nucleotides. RefSeq names its product odorant receptor 42a-like. Gene Ontology annotation, molecular function: odorant binding; olfactory receptor activity. The record is from RefSeq and is a predicted model, not a curated record. Gene Ontology annotation, cellular component: membrane. The transcript is spliced from 3 exons. Lineage: Eukaryota; Metazoa; Arthropoda; Insecta; Diptera; Drosophilidae. Gene Ontology annotation, biological process: sensory perception of smell. The coding region runs from base 1 to 984 and encodes 327 amino acids.
AUGGAGCUGCAAAGAAUCUUUCCGGCCCUGUUUACGCAAUCGGAGGAUUCCCCAGUUCGCUCGCGGGACGCGACCCUGUACUUGCUGCGCUGCAUCUUCCUGAUGGGCGUACGCAAGCCCCCUGCAAAGUUCUUCGUGGCCUACGUCCUUUGGUCCUUUGCCCUAAAUUUCUGUUCCACAUUUUACCAGCCCAUUGGAUUUCUCACGGGCUACAUCAGCCAUUUGUCGGAGUUCUCGCCAGGAGAGUUUCUUACUUCGCUACAGGUGGCGUUUAACGCGUGGUCCUGCUCCACCAAGGUGUUGAUUGUGUGGGCACUGGUCAAACGCUUUGACGAGGCUAAUGCUAUCCUCGACGAGAUGGAUAAACGUCUCACAGAGCCCGGCGAGCGACUACAGAUUCACCGCGCUGUCUCCCUUAGCAACCGGAUUUUUUUUUUUUUCAUGGCAGUCUACAUGGUUUACGCCACGAAUACAUUCCUUUCAGCUAUAUUUAUUGGAAGGCCCCCUUACCAAAAUUAUUAUCCGUUCCUGGACUGGCGAUCCAGCAGGUUGCACCUCGCCCUGCAGGCCGGCCUGGAGUACUUCGCCAUGGCUGGUGCCUGUUUUCAGGAUGUCUGUGUGGAUUGCUAUCCUGUUAACUUCGUCCUUGUGCUUCGCGCACAUAUGUCUAUCUUUGCGGAGCGUCUCCGGCGUCUUGGCACAGAUCCUUCGGAGAGCACGGAACAGCGAUUCGAGCGACUAGUGGAAUGCAUACAUGACCACAAGGUUAUACUGCGCUAUAUUUAUUGGAAGGCCCCCUUACCAAAAUUACUAUCCGUUCCUGGACUGGCGAUCCAGCAGGAUGUCUGUGUGGAUUGCUAUCCUGUUAACUUCGUCUUUGCGGAGCGUCUCCGGCGUCUUGGCACAGAUCCUUCGGAGAUCACGGAACAGCGAUUCGAGCGACUAGUGGAAUGCAUACAUAACCACAAGGUUACACUGCAGUAA